AUGGCAUUUGUAGUGGCCGCUUCAACUCAAGCGAUCUUGACCGCGCGUGUUUGUCUACUGUCGACAAAAAGUCAGUGCGACGGCGCAUCCGCGGACAGUGUCCGGCAGUAGGCGGAGCGUCGCUUCGACUGCACCUUUACCUGUCAUCGAGCCGAUUUCUUCCUACCAAGCGGACUUCCUCUUCGAAGAAAUUCCGACCGUUCUUCAUGCUGUCAUGUCGCCGGCGGCACUAAUAGCCUUACUUCUGCCAUCGGUUCUGCGCGGCCAGGCUGACUUCUUCGAACCAGUCUGUCAAGUCAGACCACCCCAGUGCCAGCUUCUCUGUCCUCACGGGUACCUUCGAGAUUCUGGCAAAACGUGCAUUUGUGCGUGUGCGAUUGAUCCCUGUCAGGUAUGUUCAACAUGAUAGCUUCACAGUUUUUUUAGCCAGUCGUAAAUACGUUAUUCAUUUUUUAAAACCCUCGAAAACUUAUAUUUCAAUGUUAGAAAAUAAGAAAGUUUGAAAAAUUUACUUCCUUAUCAGUAAUCUUUCGAAAUCAUAAGCUUAGCAUGUGUCUGGGAGUUGAGAAAAAUUUAUAUGGUCUGAUAGUUUUCAGACCACAUUAUGCUCAGCGACAGAGAUGUGUGUAGCGAUAGGAAUCAGACCGAAAUGUGUCCCGCGGAUUGGUGAGUCAAACAGCAGCAAGUUCCGAAACCGAUUUCGUAUCAUGAAGAUCUCGUUUUUGCAAAGAUUUAUAAAGAAAAAAAGUAGUAAUAAAAACAAGCGGUACUCGGUGUGUACACGCGUAGCCAAAACAGGUCACGGGUAAUUGGUGCGGCAACAGUGCCCGGGGGCAAUUAUCUGCGGUCGCAAAGAAAGUCCAACAGCUUCAGGAGCGAGUCGCCCUGAAUGUCCACGACUCACCGGCGGCGUCUGCGCCCCUCAGAUGCGAAGGCGACCACGAUUGCAAAGGUGAGCAAUCCCGAAGAGAUGAAAUAAGGCGCAGACUUCAAAAAAAGCUUUAGAAAAAUUUUUGUGGUUUUUUUGGGUUCGAAGUUCAGAUUGCCAUUGUAUAAAGUUGUCCACGCAUGCUGAACUUGACAUAACUCUUCCUGUUGACUCCAUGAUUUUUAGACUUAAAACGGUUAUAAAAAAACAUCUGAAAUUAUCAAGAUAAUCGAUAAGUUAGCGAAAAAAAGUGUUGAAUUAUAACUGAUUCCUUUCCAGGAAGGCUAGUAUGCUGCUCCAAUGGCUGCGGAAGAGAAUGCGUGACCCCGCUGACUCAAAGUUUUUGCAAUAAAAAGCAGAAAAGCCGAUCCAGCCAGUCAUUGGUAGGGACCUCUUUCUAAUAAGGGAUCUUAUGAUGCCCUUCAGGCUCUUUUUCACCGCCUUCUCAACGCUGUGACUCAGUUUGCGGGAAGCAAGUUGGCCACCAUGACGCCUGUUUCAGGCGGAAAUCCGUCCCAUUUUGGUUUCUAUCGAAAAAUCUGACCGGUGGAACUGUUAAUUUUGAGGUCCAACUGCUAUUGAGCCAGUCGGAAGAACAGUGAAAAAUUGGAGCCCUGUCCGCCGCCAACGGGAGAUGGGGCCUGCAAAGGUUUUUUUCUGUUCAAAAUUAGAAAAACAUUAAUUUGAAAAAACAAAAACUUGCUCUUAGAAGUAAAAAGAACACGUUUUAUUACAAACUUCUUUUUCCAAAUUCCCUCGUUCAAAUAUUUUUUUGAAAACCAAAAAAAGAUUCUGACUUCCCUAAGAUUCUUCAUAAGUAUAUUAGCUUCUUUUUUUUUGCUCUGUCCAGCUCUGAAGUCAUCUUGGAAAAAACCAAAUGACUGAAGAAAAAACAGAGGCAGCUUGGGGAAGUUUAAAGAUAAAUAAUGAAUGACUUCCAUUUAAAAAUGUUUCAUUUUCAAUUUUUGAAGAACAAUCAAAGUGUUCGAAUGAUUUCGAUUGCCCAAAUUUCGACAAAUGUUGCGUCAACGAGUGCGGAGCCACUUGUGCAGCGCCCAUCAAAUCCACCUGUGAGCUUCGAUCUUUUUGUAAGACCCGAAGCUUGGAAUUCAGCUUGUGUCCAUUUGGCGAUCGCUGUCAUGCGACUGCCAACGUCAAAACUCCUCAACGACUUCGUUCCAGCAUGCGAGCCCAACGGAAGGGUUUUCCAUCAUUUCUCUUGUUUUGAGUGACGAUUUUUGUUGAGUUCUCUUCGGUGCAGUGCGACAGUCGCUGGUGCUGGUGUGUCGACGUCCACUACGGGGCUGAAAUCGCCGGGUCUCGUGUGGAAAAGGCUCAGAGAAAAAGAGAAAUGUGUACAGGUGGGUAGACAAAUUCGUUGCUGUUCUGAAAAUGAGUGUCAAGAAAAUAUGUAAAACUCUAGUAAAAUUUCAAUUUGAGAAUUUUUAGCUUUCUGUGGAAGACUCGAGUUUUUCGAAAAAAAAGGCAAACAAUAAUUUUAAACUGUUCAUAUUUUUUUCUCUGCUGAUUUUUCAUUCAGAAUAGUGUAGACGAGCUAUUAAUGUAGAAGAUGGUUGACUUCGAAUCCGGAGAUUCCAAGCUCUGAAGAAGCCUUGAAAGAAAGAGCCAGUUUUAUUAAAUACAUGAGUAAACCUUGAGCCUCAGAAAAUCGACUGUGCGCUCAAAAAUGCUCGAACGAGUGCUCCCACGGCCACGUGAUGGACGUUUUCGGCUGUCCCCACGUCAGUUGUGCGUGUGUCGACAUCUGCGCUCGCGUCCGGUCAGUCAGAAAAACUCUUUGAACAACUCUUUUUCUCUGUAGUUUCGACUGUUAUCUUCUCUUUUUUCAAGAUGCGACAGUCCAUCUUACACUUGCCAGCUGAUAGAGCCCGACUGCGCCAAUCCGCCUUGUCUUCCUGUCCCGCGAUGUAAAUUUCAUCUAUUUCAUCUAUCAAAUGGAUCAUUUUUUUCUGUUGAUGCCCAGAUUGAAAAAAAUAAGUAAAUUUAUGUGCUUGACUAUAGAAUUUUUUUCAGGAAAAAUAAUUUUUCAAGCAAUUAAUUUUUUUGAAGCUGUAUGAAAUGAUUUAUUCCAAGGAAAAAGAACAAGAGUGAUAAAUUACGUUUUUUUAGUCAAAAAGCUGAAACUGUGUAAAAAAAAAAUCUGGUUUUCAAAAAAAAGGAAAGGAAAAAAGUGAAAAAAAACUAAUAUGUGUUUUCAUUCUUUUUCAAAAAGCUGGAAGGGUUUUUUCGAGAGUCAUUAUGAAGUUGCUUUUUGAUUGGACACGUCUGACAACUUCUCAACUGGUUUUGAAAUAAUCCAACUUUUGUUCUCAGGCCUGCUGAACCCUUGCGAGUCCGGAUCGCCGCUAGUCCUUCCCAAUGGAAUCACGGCGCUGUGUUCGGCUAACAAAGACUGCGGGGCCGACUUUGGAUGUUUCAAAGUCUCCAAAUUCAAUUUAUUUGAAGAACAGUUUUUUUCAGAUCGGAUAUAACGGACUCGGAUUCUGCUGCCGUGGAGAGCAUGCUACGAAGGAUGGAAGAUGUCCUUCCAAGUCUGUCAAAAAAGUUGCCGCCACGUGUUUUUCUUCUUGUAAAAAUGACCAAGACUGUCCUCAAGGUUCAGUUUUCAACUAAUUUUUUUUUAAAUUUUUUGAAGUUGCUGGUACCAAUUCUAACCGUGCAAUAUUUCAGAACUGAAGUGCUGCUUCGAUGGCUGUGCCCUCGCCUGCGUGGCGCCUGAAUUCUUCUCUCUGAAAAAAGCGAAUCUUCUGAAGACGUCGGCGGUGGCUCACUACCAGCCAGGCGUCGUCGAACGCUACAACAAGAACCAUCUGAGCUCCCUGGUGGCCGAUUGCGCCGACGCCGUCGCCGAGAACGGCACCUGCAGCUCUCAAUGUCAGGCCGACAGCGACUGCCACGGAAUGAAAAGGUGUCGGAAGACUUGGAUCGACCUACAGUUAUGCUCUGCCUGAGCAAGUCCCAAACUAGAGGGUUUCGAAGAUGGGGAAAAUGUUUUUGAAAAUUAAGAUUUCCAGAAGGAAAAAAAUUGAAAUUUUUCCCUGUAAUAAAAAGGAUUUAAUAAAUAUCUGCUCUAAUUAGUUAGCAUUAUUAAAUUAAUAUCGCGGAAGUUAAUGGAACAAGGUUUUGUAUUUUGCAGAUGUUGCCGGAACGGAUGCUCCACUUCUUGCCAAUAUCCCGUACGAAGCACUCGUCAGUUUGACUUCCCCAUUCUUCCAAUGUGGCCAUUACCUCAGAAAAAGACACGACAUUAAGAAAAUUUUCGAAUUUUUUCAGCGUGUUUCCAUGCCGCCUUGACAGCUGAACUUUACGCGCUAAGACUUUUGAAGAAGUGCGAUCGAGCUGGCAACUUCGAGCAGUUCCAGGCGAGUCUGAAACACGUUCAAACACGGAUCGAGAUUUCAGUGCGACUACGACGGCUGUUUCUGCGUGGACAUCGGCACUGGCGAGGAAGUGAGCGGUUCGCGGGUCUCGACUGGAAAAACCCAACUGCAGCGGUUCACCUUUUUGCCAGAAUUUUUCGCCACAGGAAGCAGUUUCAGCCCCGAGUACGUGUAAGCCACUCGUGUGUCCGACGAACUGCCCUUUCGGAUUCGAAAAGGACCAGAGCCAUUGUCCGACCUGUCGGUGCCGCAAUCCUUGUGAAGAGGUUGGGAUCUACCCUUUCAAAAAAAGGCGGACGAAAGGAUGACUAGAAACAUGUGCUCGGGAGUUUGGAUGAGAAACCAAAAAAUUCCAACUUUUUUUUCUUAGUUUUUUUUAUUUCUAGUUCACCAGUUUAGCGGAAACAAGAUGUUUGUACGUUAUGAGGUACAAUUUUUUUGCUACAUCAAAUAUUUUUUUAGCCGAUUAUUAGUCAUUUUUUUCGAACCAAACGCUGAAUGACUUUUUUCUAAAUGAGCGGCGUCGAGCUGAAAUUUUUAUUAUUUAUCAUAAAACCUUUGGUAAGGAUAUCGUUUUAGGUGAAAUGUCCGCAAGGAAGCGUCUGCACGAUGAGCAAAGUGCUUUGUUAUCAACGAGAUAAUUGUCCUUUCCAGCCGAGAUGUGAGUACAUUAAAACCAAAAAAAGAGUCCGGAAAUUCCUCUUGCCAGGUCUUCUAAACUUUUGUCCCAGCGGCGAUCCCUCAUGUCUCCAACAUAGGGCUGGUUGAGUCUUGCAAUGAAGAGUCCGACUGUCCUUCCGCGACGCAUUGGUGUCAUCAGGUCAGUACUUGUUUGGUCGAAACGUUUUUCUAGAAUGCAAAAAAAGAUUGUGAGUUCGACUUUUUUUCAUUUGACUGGAGAUUCGGACAAACCUGUUGUUCAAUUCAUUACUUUUUGAGAUUCAAACAACUUCAGAUUGGAGCUCCUGCAGGAGGCGUUUGCUGUCCGAUUCCAAGAAGAUCGCGAAACUUCGGCAGCUGUGCCGUCGUUCCGAUUUCUCUCAACUCGGACAAGAUGUGCAGGUUUUGUGGAUCCCUUGAAAAGAGGAGAAAAUAAUGUUCUUCAGAGUCAACUGUCGCGUUGACGACGACUGCCACAUGCAUCAGAAGUGCUGUUUCGAUGGCUGUGGAGCUUCCUGCCAAGGUAGUCCGACGUUCAGACUUUCUCACGAGAAAAUGGCUUCAGAUGUGCAGCAGCCGCCGAUUUCGGAGCUCACUGAGGACAUUGAGAAAAGUGGAGUCUGUAUUUCUUCGUCGAGAGUCCUUUGUGAGCGCGACGAGUGAGUCUAUUUUCAGGAUAACGGGAUUUUUUGAAAAUAGUGAAGAGGAACUGGAAAAACACCGUAUUCAAACUUUCCAUCUUGUCUUUUUCAAAAUUUUCUUAUUACGAAACGCGUUUUAUUUAUUUUUUGAUCUGAUGAAAUUUCUUAUUGAAGAAUUGAUUGAAAAAAAAAACUAAUGUGCUGCCAAAUUUCAAGUCUAAAACUUUUUUUAAAACUUGCUCGAAAAAUCUUGAGGGUAAUAUUUUUUGCAGGUGAAAGAAAUAUAAAACCUAACACGAAUGGGAAAUUUUCUAAGAAAAAAGUUCAACUUUCGUGCUCAUUUCUCUUGUUCAUUUAUCAUCCGUACCGUCAAAUUUUUUUCAGACAGGACCAGUGUAAAAUCGAUUCGGACUGCUCUGGCGUGCAGAAAUGCUGCGACGACGGCUGCAAGAAGACGUGCGCCUAUCCGAUGCAAACCAGCAAAUGUAUGAUGCGCAAGACAAAUCUCCAGAAGCUCGGUCAACUCGACGUCAUCAAAUGUCAUCCAGGUGACUGAAAUGACGACGUCAUCGAGUGAAAUUGAGAUACAGACGGUUCUUUCGAGGAGAUUCAGUGUGACAACGAGUUUUGCUGGUGCGUCGACGAUGAAGGCAACUAUAUCGAGGGAACCAAGAGCAGUGAUGACGUCACUCCCACCUGUCCAGGUAUCUUCAGAGACCGGGUUCUCAACUCUUCAGGGUUCUUGAAAAUGCAUAAAUAUGUCUUUAUAUUAACAUUUUUUUCACUUUUUCAACUUCUGAUUUCCGUUUUCUUUGUGGAAAGGCCUAUAACGUCAGGUUUUUUUAUCAGCCUGGCGUUAUAGGACUUUCCGAAAAAUCAAGAUUUGAGCGAUAAAAAUAAUUUUUCUAGUAUAAAACAGAAAAACUAUACUGCGCUUAACAGAGCCGUGCAAGAAGCUGUCUUGUCCCGAUCUGAAAUGUGUGUACGGUAGAAGGAAAGAGAACGACUGCGAGACUUGCGACUGUCUGGAUCCUUGCGAAGUCAGCACACAUUUAUUCCAUUCUCCCAGUCCUCCUCUUCAGAACAUCAGCUGUCCAGACGACUCGAUUUGCGUGCCUACUUCAGUUUCUUGUAUCAAGGAACCGUGUCCAACGGUAGAAGAAUGGCUUCUCCUUUCGAAUUCCCGCUUUUAUUCAGGUGCCAAGAUGUGUGAUCAACCCUUGUCCAAACUCCGAUGUCCUUCUUAACAUAACUUCUCGGACGCCUCUCCGCUGCAAGCAUCGCAAACAAUGUGCAAAUGGACUGAUGUCGACUCACUGCGCCAUGCUCACGGCUGACUCAGGAUUUUGCUGUUCGGGCGAAGGUUCGAGGCUUCUUCCGAAGGUUUAUCUCUGAUUUGCAGAGCCGCGUCUUCAUCCGGGAUCUUGUCCAAAUGCCGAAUUGUCACUGGGAGAAAAAUGCACCCGUGAAUGCUCCUCGGACAAUGACUGCGAGAACUCGUCGAAGUGUUGCUGGAACGGCUGCGGACUUGGCUGCGUGCCGGCUUCUUUCGACGCUGCUCCAGUUCAGCUGCACCUCGGAGAGUGUCUCGUGAUUCCUCAUCUGCGGAAUCAUUGCCUUCAUCGGUAUAACACUUUCUCUAACAGAAUCGUUUGAAUAUUAAUAUUAAUUGGUGAAUAGAGAGUUUCUCUGAACAAGACUCAUGUUUCAAAAACCUACUAAAGAUUGUUUUUCUUGAAGUAAUUUGAAAAUAACGGGAAAUUUGCUAAAAUUUUCAAUUAAUCAAUUUCGAUUUUAUGGACGGAACCGAAUUUGGAUGAAAUAGCUGGAAAUCGCAUUUUAGACCGACAGUUGAAGAGUGCAAGAAAGACGAAGACUGCCCCUCACUGCUGAAAUGCUGCUUUGACGGCUGUGUUAAAAGAUGCUCCCAUCCUCACAAGACGACAAAUUGUGAGCCCUACCGAGAAUACUCCUCAGAAUUCUCUUUCUAGGUGUCCAUCAACGACUGUCCGCUCUACAAAUAGCAGAAACUAACGAGGAGACAUUUGUUGUGGAAUGCGGAGCUGGAGGAGAGUUCGACGAGAUUCAGACUCACUUCGGAUUGAUGUGGUGUGUCGACGAGCGAGGCUUUGAAAUUCCGGGUAGCCUUUCCUUGGUCUUGAAACUGAAUAAACUGAUUAGCUUUCAGGAACGAAAUCGACUCGAGUGCCCGACUGCCAGAAACCGCGUCCGUGUCCUCUGAGGACCUGUUCCAAGAAGUGUCCUUAUGGGUAGAGCCUCCGAGAGAAGACAUUCCAUAGCUGCCGAUUCAGGUUGAAGAGCGACAACGAGGGCUGCUCCGUGUGCGACUGCGUCAAGCCCUGCGAAUUCGUCGCGUGUCCGGCCGGAACUCUGUGUCGCCUGGUCUCAGUCGCGUGCUUCGAAAAAGAUUGCCAGCCAGUCGCUCGAUGUUUCCAACUUCUAAAUAUUCUCUUUAAUGGAGAUCUCAAAGGUGUUCCCAAUAUGUGCUCAACCGGCGAACCUCUCAAGAUAAACGACGAGGAGUUGGCCACGUGCACUUCGAAGUCUCCUUGUCCUGCCGGAUUCCACUGCAAGAACUCUGGAUACUUGGGGCUGUCUAUCUGCUGUCCAGUUUAUGGUGUGUCUUUUUUUCGGAAUUCCUCACUAAUUCUCUUAGAUUUGCAACUGACUCAAUGUGCUGCCCUGCCGUUGACCCUCACGUCUGUCGAUGCUGCUCCUUGCGUGGUAAGAAAAAAAGUCAACCAAAAAAAGUGGAUUUUUGGGUCUCAAACUAUGACUCAGAGAGUAAUUUCCGUAAAGUUAAAAAUUCAUUUAGUCGCGAUGAUUUUUUUUGUGAAAAAAGCCGAAGAAAAAAAUGGUGUGAGUAUGCCGUAAAAUAGGUUCUUUUUUACAUUAUGAAGUUCCAUGAAUGUGAGGAUUAUAUGGGCACAUCGGUUGUUGAGGUGGGAUGUCGUCAGCCAAAUGAUUGUCCCAAAUCGACAUGUUGUUUCAAUGGCUGCGGUACCAGUUGCCAGUACGAGUCGCGUAAGUUUUCUGUUCUUCCCGACGAAAAAGCUUCUUUUUCCUUCUAGAAGAGUCUCCCGCCGUCCGAGGGUUUCCUCAAAAACCUGUUGUUCAUACGUUUUCCAAGAAGUUUCCUUUCUCGCAGAUCAAGGUUUAAAAAAUGAAUACCUGGUUUCCAAGAAGAGUUUAGCCAAUAAAGUCGAUAUCCGUUGCGCAGCCCACGCCUCCGCGACCCCAGAUUUCUCUGGUCGCAACGACAUCGACACCGGUUGGCGUGACUGUAAUCAACCCUAUCGGUCUGUGGAAGAAUUCCGAAAGAAAAACCUCGAUAUCUAGGCAUCCUGUCAGCUGUCCAGAAACUGGGAACUUGCAAAAAGGUGCUGCUAAAUCCUGGCUGCGGCGAACAAUGUGUGAUGGACGCAGACUGUCCGGGUUAUUGGAAGUGCUGCCGUGCGACCUGCGGGAACGUCUGCUCGCCUCCCGAAGUGUUUCCGUUCUUUUUUCUAACCUCAGAAUUUCUUGAAGAUUGCCACGGCUUGCAUUCAUCGUCUUUUGGCAUUCAACGAGAAACUCGCCGCCGAAAAACUCGAAUCUACCUGCGCCAGUACAGUGCUCCGCAGACGGACUUUUUCAGAGAGCACCAAUGCGAUAUCAACUCCAAGUACGUCGCCUAACCGAAAAAGUUUGAUUUAUCCAUUGCUACAGACAGUGUUGGUGUGUCAACACGCUCGAUGGCACAGAAAUACCAGGAACUCGGAUUUACAACCACGUCUCACUUCCGGACUGCUCUGGUUUGAUAUUCCUGGCCUAUCUCCGACUCUUCUCAUUUUUUUCCAGCCCCAAAGAUUUGCUCCACGCGCUGCGACUCCUCAAAGUGUCCUUUCGGCGUGAGACUCGACACCAACGGAUGUCCGAUGAAUGGCGCCUGCGAAUGUGCCAACUUGUGUAGUGUAAGAACUAUAUCAGGAAGAGAAACCGAAUGGAGUUUCAAGACGUUCGAUUGUCCUGUUGCCAUGGAGUGCGUACUGAUGCCCGUCCGUUGCACCACGCACCCCUUGUCCUGAUGUUCCUCAAUGUGAGUCGGUUUUUGGAUUCAUGGGUCUUGGUUCUGUCUCAGGCAUCGAAUCUCUCUGCGCGACACCUCAACGCGACUCCUACCGCAACGCCGUCGGAUGCACGGCGGACGGAGGCUGCGGAAGAGGCGCCAAGUGUGUCACUUCUCCGCUCCGAGCCGAGGUCUUCUUUCCUUUUUUCAUCGUCGCUCUUUCUUUUCCGUACAAAAGCAGAACAGUAAAGUUUUAGAACUGUACAGCAGAAAGAAUAUUGGCAGAUAGCUAUUUUGAAUUGUGAUGCAUUUUCAGAGCGGCAUUUGUUGUCUGCAAAAGCUUCCUGCCUUGCCAUCUGUCGAAGUUCCCAUCCCUUCGACUGUGUUGCCUACCGUAGCCUUGCCUCCUUCAAUCACAAACAGCCUUCCUUUUCCAAACAAGAUGACGGUCAUCGAAGCAACUCCGAUCAGUGUCAUGAAGGCUACAAGUUAGACCUUGCAUUUAUCCGUCCCGGAUUUAGUUUUCUAGACUGUACCACAAUGCAAUCGGCUUUGGUUCUUCUGAAAAAGAACGGGGCGAUUGUUAGAGGAUACACUCCUCUCUGCGACGUUUCAACUGGAGAUUACAACACAACGCAAUGUGACGGGAGCAAGUGCUGGUGCGUGAACGCUCUGAACGGCGAGGAAAUCUUCGGCACGAGAAGCUCAUCGCGAAACCCUUGCAAUGGUUGGUCACACCCCUCAGCGAAGACUUGUGGGUUGCAGCCAGAACGACGUGCGUCUCGAAAUGCUCCGGAUCCAUGUGUCCCUACGGGUUGGUCCUCGAUAGAAAUGGCUGUCCUCGAGCCGAGUGUCUGUGCAAAUCGCCGUGCGAAGACGUCGACUGCGUCACCGGCGAGGUCUUCACUCAAAAAAUCAGCUCUCACACGUAUUCGCUAUUCGAGCAAUCUGACCUGUCCGCGUUUCUUUUCUCUCGUCGGCGUGCUCAUAGCGAUCCGAAUAAAAAUCACCUACACGAGAGUAUUUUGAGAAAAAAAGAGAGCGUAGACAAAUCUUACUGUAUCAAUGUUUGGCCUGUGUAGAUACUUUCGUUACCGACAAAAAGAAAAUUCUUACAAAGUUGUUAAUUUUUCUCUUCCUCACUUUGGGAAAUCGGAAUGAGAUCACUAACUAGAUUUGAUUUUUACGCAGAUUUAUUUUCUGGUCUUUGAAAAUGUCAGGAGGGACUAUGGAAAAAAGACAAUACCUCUCAAAUUUUAAGUGACGACUCCUUGUAAGCUGCUCACCUCUGUAUCAAAAGAAAGUCUUACACAAUUAUUUUUCGAAGUAUACGUAUAGUUAUGAUUUUUUAUAGCUACUCGAAAACACAUUUUUCAACAUUUGGGAUCAUAUUUUUAUUCUCAGAUCUCCUGGGCAAACUUUAAUACCGAAAAAAAUUACGGUAAAAGAAAAACUCAGUGCUUCUAGUUUUUAUUCAGAGGUGAAUUUUGUGAAUUUUUGAACGAACGCUAGGAACGAAAAAAACAAGUAAAUAUUGCCAUUAGUUGUAUAUUUUUUUAGGUUUGUAUUUUUACGACGUGCGGAUUGCCCUUCUCGAUGGUGUCUUCCCGUUCCAAACUGUAAGCGUGACUUCCAGGCUUGAACUAGUUUUGGUGGCAGGCGAGCGUUCGCCGUGCAACUCAGGACUGCGGCCUCUGGUAGAGUCUCGGACGCGACAACAGUUUUUCCUGCACGGACAACUCGAUCUGUCCGGCAGGCUAUUACUGCACGGCCUACGACGAGAAUAUGCACGGCGUCUGCUGUCCCGCCAGAGGCUUGUAUCAACUCCCUCACGAGAUAGAAUGGCAACAUUUCAGAGCCAAUCUUGAGUGUCGGAAAGAAGGAGCAGUUGUGUCCCCAUGGCGAUCCGUUCGCCGCGUCUUCCGAUGGAACUCCCACCGCCUGCACAGCGCUCAGCAAUGGGUUCGUCGCGCUUUCUCUUGGAGACGUGUUGCUGCUAUCAAGUUGAGCUUAGAAUCGGGAUCAACCAAGCCGAUUGGACCGUAUUCACAGUCGGCACAUGUCAAAUACUAAAAGUUCCGAACUGCAGAAAGUCUCGAUUAAGAGGAAAUCUCACCUUAAUACCGUCUACAGAGUUCGUGAAACCGACGUUUUCAAAGUGAAACAUGUCCACAACGCACCAAAACCCUUGAACGGCUUCCUAAACCCAAAAAGUCGAUCGAUGAUGAAUAUUUUUAAAAAAAGAAUCAUCUCAUUACAGUUUUGUUACAAUAACUUUUUCAAAUUAAAUACGAUAAAAAGUAAAAAGAUUCAAAGCGUCCGAUAUUGGAUUUAAAAAAUUUUUGAUGAAAACUCAUGCCUUGUUCACAGUGAUUGCACGAAAUGAAAAAUAGCAGACAGAAAGUGUGAACAUAAUGCUUCUGGAAAAAAAUUAGCAGUCUUCAGGAAGUAGGAGACUGCAACUUGGCCAUCAUUUAUUCUCGAAUUCACGAUUGAAAAGCGAAUGAUCAGACAAAAAGCCCGAGUGUCCAGAAAAACUUUUCGAAUCCGAGCUUUCAGAAUCAGACCUAAUGAAGUAAGCGAGUUCUGGAGAGAGGAUAUAGUGACAAAGCUGAAGAAAAAAGUGUUAAACUAUUUUUGAGGGUGUUUCGAAGUUUUUCAACAGGAAACAUGGUGUUCUCAAACAAAAAUGACCGCGUAUAGUCCAUUUGAAUGACGAGGCGUCAAAACGCAAAGGCCUUCCAAAGAAAAAGUAACUACGCUUUUACUAUCGGGUUGGUAGGGAGCUGAUUAGAUUUUUUGGAAAGCCGAAGACUUGUUUUACCGGGAAAAAAAGUUUCUGAUUUCAAAUCAAAGUUUCUUCGAAGAUUUGAUUUUUCGAAUCUCAAGAGAAAAAUCUUCAUUUUCACGAUUUUUGGUUUUUGGCUCUCAAAUCCGGUCUUACUUGAGCAAAUGAGCUCUUCUUUCGGAGAAAAGUUACUGCGUAGUUAUUUAAAAUCUGUGCAAAGUUUCAAGUCAUUUGAGCCACUUUCUCUCUGUUUGACCAAUCGGUAGAUAGAUUUCUCCCCUUCCUUGGUGUUCAGGUCGUCGUAAAUCUUCUCUAGGUGUUCGUUUUUGGCUCGGGCCACGGUUAUCUUCGCUUCGUGUUUGGCGCGGCGGUACUUCUGCCAAUUUGUCGCGGAUUUCGCAGCGAGAAAGGCGUGGUAUGCACUUUUCUUCUGUUUGACCUUCUGUUGUACUUCCUCGGUCCAUAGCCACGAGCACAAUCACACAUUUGCCCCAGUUGAACUAGACACACGCGACGCAACACGCAAACGCGUUGGGCUAGAGUGGAAGGCAAAGACGCGUGACCAGAGACGCAGAGGAAGGAGAGAGUCAUGUCCAAGCCUUCUUUUUGUUGCAGGGCACGGGAUGCUCUCCUUCUUUCCUUUUAUUUUCUUUCACAUUUUAGCCUUAAAUUUAUGCUAACUGUAAAAUAACUCCAGACAUUUCAGAUGUUAAUCCCUCGUUCGAUUGGUGUUUUGGUGCGAGCCACUUCAAAAGUGCUCCAGUCUGUUCGAACAAAUUCUGAAAAAAAGCCAUCGAAGUUCAAUGAUCUCAACUCACUCUGCUCGCAAGAGGUGAGUUUUUAUGCUUUAUGCUCUAUUUAAAACUGUUUUCCUUUUUUCUAAAUUAAUUUAGCAUUUUAGAGCACUUCAUCUGAUGGUUCAUUGCUUGCCGUUCCUUACAAGGACUUCGAUGUCCUGAUUUCCGACAUCGACGAAAAGGAAUUGGAUGAAGUAGGGUGUAUUUUUAAUAUUUUAAUCUAAUAUCCAUUUUCUCAGAUUGGAGCUGCUAACCACAUUGAAAAUUUGUCAAUUGGAUCCUUUUCUUCCACGCCUUUCCCAGUCUUGGGACGAGUCCACGGGAGAAACCUGCGUUUGAUGGCUCCUUUAGUAUGUCAAAACGUUGGUAAGUAUAAUGAUUGAACUAUUUCUUGAACCUAUAAUAUUAUACUAUACGUUAUAACAAUGAAAAAUUACAGAAGCAGGCAAUUCAAAAAUCUACAAUGUCUGGUUUCUUGUGGACUGCGGCUCGCCUUAUACCUGUUUGACUGUAAAGUCGCUCGAAAAACUCGUUGGUCAUGGAUUCAGCCACCACCUUCACAACAUUGCUAUACAGGUUUCUUUUUAUUUUAUAUUCACUAAUGAUUAAGUUAAAAUGUUCAGGAUCCAGAAAGAUACAUUGAAUGUCACAUUUCGAAAGCUCACUUCGCGAACGUCAACAUCUUGGGGAUGGACGCAAUACAACAAUUGGAAUUGUCAAUUGAUUUCAACUGGAAAGUUUCAAAAAACACGUUUUAUCUGGUUAGAAAGUGAUUUUCUUAUUGUAAUAGCUGAAUAUCUUUUAUUUAAAUUGUGCUUUUUAUGGAAUAAAAAAUCCUGUGAGUACCUUUACCUUCAGAAGAAUCCAGAUUAUCAUUCCAAAUUCAUAUGAAAAAAAUGCUUACGGUUUUAGUCCUCAAGAAAUGAUAAAAUAAUUUUUUGGAAAUCCGUGGAUUCCAAAAGAGCGAAGAGGUAUCUGAAUUUCGGAGAGUCAGAGAUAAAUUCCAUUUCCGCGAAGUUACUUUGAACAAGGCAUCAAUUUUGUUUUCUGAAUCGUUCGUUCAAGCUAGUAAGAAGUUAUCGUGCAUUUUUUUAAAGGCCAGAUCUUCUUCUAAAUCGCUUCCAUAUAAACGUGCAUCGUCGUUUAAAAAUUAUCUUUGUCGUUAAAAGAGAAUAAUCUUGAUAACUUAAAAUUUUUUCAACAAAUAUCCUAUGAACUUGCUUGCUUGCGCUUCAUUGCGUUAUAUCUUGGACAUUUUACUAUGAAAAAAGCACAAAAUGUGUGAUGUUACCGAAGUUAUAAAUUUAUAGCCUGUUUUGACACCUGAUGGUCAAGAAAUCGGAUCGAGCAUCCGGUGAAGAAAAGUGUUGCGCAAAAAUCGACAAGCUUUACACGGAAGUUCUUCAUUUAGUCACCUCGUAAGUUCUAUCUGACUAUAUUUAUAUGAAGAUCAAAACUUUCAUCAAAUUUUUCUUCAGUGUCGAGAAAGGAAGUGGUUCGGAGCUGACGACUCGUCUCAGAAACGUGGAAGCUGGCGUCGAAGCCUUGAAGGAGCACAUUCGAAGUAUUCCAAACACUAACGUCAACGAAAAUCGUCAGCGAGAGCAAAUCGCGUCGUUAUACAGGUUCUUUUUUUAGUUUUCAGAGAGUUUUUUUGAAAGAAUUGUACAGAUUUGACUUUCAGACAAAUAAAGCAGAAAGAUGAGCUCCUCAAGUCCCUUGCCAGCAGCGACACCUUUGCAAUCCCCGAAGGUAGUUUUUUUGUUUCCGCCAUUUGUUAGAAUGUUCGGAAAGUCCUAAACAUUUUUUUGCCAAAAAAAUAAAUUUUUGCGGCCAUAUUGUUAGGAAAUUUCCAAAAAAACUUGAAAUGGAGGUUAUUUUUAGGAGAUGCAGAAAGUUCCAAGAGCGAAUGAAUCAACGUUGGUCUGUAGUCAAUGCUCGUCAGUCGUGAUGCUCCCCAAAGCCGCGAAAGAAUGGCUCGAAGAGUCGCGCGACCUUCCACUGGCUCGUCAGCAAAAAGGGAUAGCUACUCAAGUCGUACGUUCAUUUUUUUUUAAUGGUUGAAAAACAUAUUCAAAUUAAAUAUACACUAAAGUUCCAAAAUUAUAUCUCUUUUAACGAAGUAAAUUGUCAGAUGAAAAAAAUUUCGAAAUUUUAGAGGAAAGUCAGUUUUUAUGUUGAAAAAACGAUGAAAUUUUUUCGAAGUUAUAUCUUGACGGAAUCUUUGUGAAACUUCACUACUAAGCUUUUAACAGAUGCCGUGUUCAAAGUGAUUUUUCGCAAAAUUCAGAAUUGUCUGACUCUCCAAAAUUUAGUUGUCUUUUUCACUUUCUGUCUGCUAUUUUUCAUUUCGUGCAAUCACUGUGAACAAGGCAUGAGUUUUCAUCAAAAAUUUUUUAAAUCCAAUAUCGGACGCUUUGAAUCUUUUUACUUUUUAUCGUAUUUAAUUUGAAAAGUUAUUGUAACAAAACUGUAAUGAGAUGAUUCUUUUUUUAAAAUAUUCAUCAUCGAUCGACUUUUUGGGUUUAGGAAGCCGUUCAAGGGUUUUUGGUGCGUUGUGGACAUGUUUCACUUUGAAAACGUCGAUUUCACGAACUCUGUAGACGGUAUUAAGGUGAGAUUUCCUCUUAAUCGAGACUUUCUGCAGUUCGGAACUUUUAGUAUUUGACAUGUGCCGACUGUGAAUACGGUCCAAUCGGCUUGGUUGAUCCCGAUUCUAAGCUCAACUUGAUAGCAGCAACACGUCUCGCGGAAAGAUGA
Caenorhabditis auriculariae is the source of this 16044-nucleotide messenger RNA. Lineage: Eukaryota; Metazoa; Nematoda; Chromadorea; Rhabditida; Rhabditidae. The record is from the annotation of a GenBank genome assembly.